CGGUAACUUAUCAGUCUCGGACAAGGCGUCGACUCGUGCUAUUCCAUAACGUUUUGGUGCUUUAUCAUAAAUAAUUACCGGAAAGCUUUGUAGUGAGUUGAUUUUGUGUGCUUGUGAAUUUAAAUAUGAACUUUAUUUAAAAAAAUCAACCGGAUGCUCGGACAAGUGGAAAGUAUCAAAAAUAGGCACGAAUGGAAUUGUUUCAUAUAAAUGACUAAAAUUUACUCGUGUAAAGAGAACCGACAUUGACGAUGAAGAUCUUGCGCAUCAUUAUUCUACUUUCUUGUGUUGGGAUUAGCUAUACGGUAGCACAACGUCGACAGCAGAAUGCCGACGAGGUUCAACCAGAGACUCAACCCAGUCCGGUUGCCGCUACGCGUGGCAGAGGUAGGGCACGUUUCGUGAAAACGCCCGAAUUUGAGCAAGUAAGUUCGGACUAUGCGGCUGCCGCCAGAAGCUCGGCCUCCGAUGGGCGAUCGGAAGGUAAAUCUCGUUCACUAGGUGCUGGCAAUAAUAGACGUAAUAGCAUUAGUAGCACUAUUAGUUCUACCAAACGUCUGUAUGAAGUUGAGGAAAUUGUCGAUGACAUUCCAGAUAGAUCUUCAGUCUAUCAUCGUCCUCGGGUGAUCACCGAAGACAAGUUUGAAAUUCCGAACGCUCCCAGAUCGACGUUCUCUGAACCUGGGUUGGCUACAGGUCAAGCUGGUCCACAAGCGCCAUUGCCUGUUGAUGAAUUGAUCAGAAAUUUUGGUUCAUUGCGUAGUGAUGAACCGACCAAGUUGGAAUUACCACAGGUGUUCCCACAAGUUGAAUAUGAGUCGGAACCUAAUGUGGUGUCCAGUACGACUAAUAAAGCUGAAUCUGUUGAGGUUUCAUCUAGUACGACAGAGAAAGAAAUGGAAAGGGAGUUGAUGAAGAAAGAUCAAAGCACAAAACGACCUGAAAGUACUACUGCUGAGGUUACAAGCACAACUGCUGCCCAAGCUAGAAGGACUGUUAUUAGAACCAGAACAAACGCUCGUCAAUCAACAGCAACGGAAUCUUCUUCAACAAGUGCUCCAGUAAGGUCUAGAGGUAGAUCUAAAUCUACUGCAAGUAAUAAGGUUGAUAACACAGAGCCAAUAGCAAGAAGAGCAUCAACAGCUGAAGAAAACACCGAAAACAGUACUCGCGGUAGUUUCCGUGUGGGACGUAGAAGACCAACGCCUACUUUAAAAGAUCGCGGUCCUUCUAUAACAGAAGAAGAUUCUCUAUCACCUAAGACUAGAACUGGUCGUGAUUCUAAUAUCAGUUCAUCUCCACCUGUUAGAAGGGGUUCAGUACGAAGUGCUACUCCUAGAUCAUCAGCAGCAGUAGCUGCAGCAUCAUCAGAAACUGUUGAAGCAACCACACGUAAUCGGGCAGAUGUUAGAAGAUCAAGAGGUAGAAAAUUGGAAACUUCCCAAACAACAGAAAAUGCCCCAAGUGUCAAUGUCAAUAGACCUACUGAAUUUGCAAGUCGUAGAACCAGAACUCGUACCCAGGUGAAUCAACCUGCACAAGAACCCACAGCACCUGCAUCUCGUCCAUCAGGUUCCGGAAGAAGUUUUCAAGAACCAAUUAGAUCCAGAACAACUGCCGUUGAUAACACCGCUCCGUCUGCACCUGCAAGAGAUUCUAGGAGUAGAACAAGAUCACGAUUCCAAUUGGGAGACUUAGAAAAUGUCAGGUUAGAACCACAACAAAGUGUAGAACAUAGCACCAGAGCACUCCCAAGAAGAACAGGACGUACUAGACCACCAGUUGUACACGCGGAAGAACUGAUUGCUUCAUCAACAGUAGAAAAUCCCAUUAGGGUUACCCUACCACCAACUUCCACAAUUCGAAGUGUCAAUGCCAUACCAACCAGAGUAAAGGAAAGCGUUCACAGUGAAAUUACCGAAGUAGUUAGCAGUAGAAAGGUUACUCGGCGAAAAAAGCCCGAAGCGAAAGCGGCAAGACAAAAAAGCCAAGAAGAAGACGACAUUGAUGACUUGAAUUAUCCGCCACAAUUCAAAGCAAUUAUUCUCGCUAAUAAAUCAAGAGACGAUAAAAAGUCGGAUUCAGCGGCAUUGUCAUCAUUGUCACCAUCAUUUAGCGAUAGUAGUACAUCAACUUCAACGACUACUACCAGUUCAACCACGAGUAGUACUACUACUGCCGGAACGUUAACUACAUCAACAUUAUUUCCUCCUAAGCAUGUAGAAGAUGUUGAUAAUGAUUUGGCACCAACUCCACGUCCAACGCGUCGCCGCUUUUCAGUGAGCACUCGCAAGCCUAACUUUGACAGUCCUUCGACAACACGCAAGCCAAAAACUUUACCAACACGAAAACUAGUUGCCAAUCCAGAUUCCGAAAAACUCGCCAAAUUCCAUGCUCGUUUUAACAAUCAAUACCAACGCAACAAUACACGCAGUCAUGAUGAAGCUAUUUCCUCAACGCUUGCUACAACUACUAAACGCACAACUAAACCACCCAGCAAAAUUUCGUACACUAGAAAACCGGAUAAAUUAGUAGAACGGAAGUUCAACCAGACAAAGUCCAACCGAUAUAGUGCAAGAUAUCGCAGCGAGGCAAGAUCAUCAGCACCGACACGUGCAGCAACAACGCCGCCAUUGUACGUGCCAACUGUACCAACUGUCACGCCCGCAAGCGCACCAUUAGCAACCCACCAGGCCCCCAAAACAAAUGACGAACGUGCAAUAAGCGACGAGAAUGACGAUAUCAAAAUCAUUUCAAUCGCCCAACCAAAUGCGAAUUCCCUGUAUUCCGAUAAUUUGGUCACUGAAAAUAAUACCACGGUCAACGCCGGCGACGCGACAAACCAACCGACAGGGUCUAUACUCGAACGAAUAAUUAAUUCGAUAUCGUCUAUAUCGACGACGACCGCCAAACCGGACGCGAAAGUCUCGCCCACGGAGACGGCGAUAUUAAAAAUUCCACCCCCGCCCAAGAAGAAAGACGAGGAGAUUGUUCGGACCACGAAAGCAUUGACUACCGAAAAACCUACGACGAUCAUUGAACGCAUUUUAAAUAGUUUGUCGGCUAUACAAGCGAGUGAUAAUAAUGUAGGUAACGUCGGCGCUAGCAACGAGCUGGACUCGAUUCUAGACGUGCCCGCUUUACGCAAAGUGCCCACUUUGGUAACGGGCGCACCCCCAUCCAGUGUAUCUUCUUCUACACCCCCUGCCACUACCACUACAACCACUUCUGCCACCACAAGCACUAUGAAGGUUGCACUCGCACCUACGAAACUACCUAUUCAAAGCACUGUGGCUAUCUCUUUGGCUGAUUAUUUAGCUUCCCUUGGUAUUACCAAAACACAAGGUACCCCUACUACUCAAGACAGUGCUGUUACCAGCACUACACCAUCAAUAUCUACAACGGUUAUAGACGAAAGUAAAAACACUAUUGAUUACAUUGGUACUACCACCACAACUCUUGGAAGUACAACUAUUACAAUGAGUCCGACAAGUCCAACAACAAACCCUCCUGUUACUACCACAUUGAUGGCUAGUACUACAACCAACCCACCAACAACAACAGAUAAUUGGUUGGCAAAGAUUUUGGGUCUUGAAACAACAACAGAAAUGAUCACAACUACUACCACUAUGAAACCGGAUUCUACUACCAUGAAAUUCUUUGAAAGUACCAUCACAACAACAGAUGUAACUGGUAUACCUGAAGUGACAACUGAAAGUCUUAGUACAGUGGUGAAUCCGUUGAAUAUUGAGUUGUCUACUCCGAUUAUAAAUGUAAGUCCAAACUCAGUGACAAUAACUUCACCAAGUGACAGCCCACCAACGACUAACUCGAAUAAUCGCACCGGAAAACUCCUCGAAAAGCUCGUCGAAGAAAUCAAUAACGAAAUAACAUCAUCAAAGCAAAAUAACAACGCAACUAAUGCGCCCAGCAGUACGAAUUCAACGAUGUCCCCCGAAGACUAUUUCAUUUUUGCGGUCUUGCCCAACAAUACGAUCGUCCGCAAGCGCCCGCGCAAAAUCAGUGCACCCUAUUUUAUCUACGGGGUAUACCCAAAUAAUACGAUAAUUCGGAAGUUCCCGAACGGUACGCUUGUGCCGGACGAUCCCGUCGUGCAAGAUUUAACGGAGGUAAAUCAACUGUCGCUUGAUUUAAAUGACACGGCGACAUUGACCAACAAAACACUUGAAGAAUACACUAGUUUAAUCAAUCAAACAAUUACGACUGCACCGAGUACUACUACUACUGAUUCUGCAAUGAGUACCACUCCGGCAUCGGUAACCAGCACCGAAAUGAAUGAUUUAUCUGAUGCUGAUAUUAUUUCGACUGAAAUGAGUAUUGAUGUUACCACCUUAAAUGAACCAAUGAUCAUUGAACUUGGACCGACUACUGUUGGUAACGACGAGUUGGUCGAGAAUAUCACGGUUACUUCGGAACGUAUCGAGACUACUACCAAUUUGGGUAUAAUUGAAAGUAAAAGUAGUUUUGAAAGCGAACCGAUUGAGGACCUCGAAGAUACAACGCUACCGAUGCCGGAUACUAGUACAAUUGUAAUGACUAGUACGAGUAGUGCAGAAACCACGAUCACACCAGCUCCGAUUAGUACGGAUUGGACAAUAAAUCCGACGUCGCACAGGCGGUUUAGAUUGCGACUGAUACGGCGUCGACGACCUAUCAGAAUGGAGUUUUUGGAGAUUAUACGGACCACUACGUUACCAACAUCAAGUGACGAACUUGACAAUGAAAUUAGAAAUAGUGGCAGCACGUCUAGAGUUGAAGAAAUUUCAACAGGUUUUCCGAGUACUACGGCUAGGCUUUCUACAACUGUGCCGUACAGUACCACUGCAUUGCCUACUACUACUACUAGGCCCACUACAAGAAGAACCACUAUCACUACCACCACUGUUCCUACUACAACCAGACCCAGAACAACCACAACCAGGGCUACAACCACUACAAGACCUAGAACUACUACUCCUUUGUAUAUCCCUCCUACCACAACUGAUUUGACUACUUUUAUUGCUAAUGUCUUGAGUACUUUGAGACCUGUGUAUACUCCUACAACUAUUCUAACAGUUCCAACUACUACUGAAACCACUACAGCUCCCACGGUGACUAUUACAGCUCGUAGAAGGACUACCACUACUACUGAAGCUACCACGACUACGGAACCGACUACAACUGUACGUGUGACUACGGCCAGACGCCGUACCUUGCCCACUACAACCACAGAACCUACUUUUAUAACCCAACGUCCAUUUAGGGAAAAUAUUGUUGCAAGUACAAUUCCUACUACAACAUUUAGGUUGGAUACCACUACGAUUGAUCCUAGUACACUUGAUAUUGAUGAAAUAGUGAAGAAAUCUAAGAAGAAGUUGUCACCUCAACAACUAGAAGAAAUUGAACAACUGAAAGCGUUGGAAAGGGAGCAGGCUAAUUUACUGCAACAAUUGUCUUUGCUAACUAAUUUGAAUUUAAAUGGUCAACCUAAGAAGAAUAGUGGAGGUGGUAACCUUGCAAAUAGAAUUGUUCAGUUUGCUAAAGAACGUGAUCUAACAACAACAGAGUUACCAAUAUAUACAGAAAUACCAUCAACACGUAUUCCAAAGAAACUUCCUGUGUUAGAUUCAAAGGGUACCACGGUUGAGGAUAUUAUCAAAGAAUUAAACGCUGCACAAAACUCGCUUGGAGAUGGGGGUAGAAGUCAGGAAGCAAUUAUUGCUGAAAUUCUAAAACAACGAGGAAUUGAACCUAGUACUCCGAAAUCACUAAGCGAUGCUUUCAGAACGACUACGACAAGACGUCCAAGAACUACAACAACCCAACGACCAGGUCGGUUAAUGCAGGGCUUAAAUUGGUUACUUACCCAAUUUGGUGGACCACAACCAGCCGCACCCGCACCAGCUCCACCUCCAACCAGACCUAGAACAACCCGACGUACCACUACAACUCCACGUGCAGAUGAUGAUGAAUUACACUUUCAAUCUACUGAAUUAAACAAUGUCAUACACAAUACUCCUAGCAAUACAUUUAAACGACCUGUGAAUUCUCUGAGUGAUGAAGAACUCAGCAGACUUAUAAAUCAACUUGAAGCAAUUCAACGUGAUCCUAAACAAGCACAGAAUCUGGAUAUUACUCCUUUUAGAAAACUGCAGGCGCAAUCAACAACUUUGAAUAACAAAAAUGUAGAGAUAUUUACUACUGGUGGGGGUAGCAGUCAAGUUACCAGAUCACCUAAAGAUACUGGAAGUAAUAGGGUGAGAACUGCCAAGUCAACGACUUCAAACUCAAUUGAAGACCUAGACGAAGACAACGAAGUCACGACGGCACGUGCACGCGCUCCGGCGACAAGAGCCCGUGCAACUUUACCUCCAGUAGAGUUGAAUCACGUGCCUGGAAUCGAAGAUAACGCGCAGGGGCCGCAAAUCGGUGGCAAUUUUCUGAAUGCCGCUGUAAAUGUAACGAGAGCAAUCUCAACGUUCCUCGGUGCUGCCAUUCAGGUGGCUGCCAGACAGGUGGCGUCGAUGAUAGCGAUUGGCUCUAGAGGCCUUGCCGCCUCAUCUCCGACAGACUCAGCAACGUAACACUGAAAACUGAUUGCAAUAAUGAAACGUUUAAUAAGUUGACCGUAUAAGGAGAUUAAUUUACAAUAAGUAGUGACGUACUAAAACAAACCGUACAUUCUACGAAACAUUAACAAUUUUUUAUCCUUAUCGUCUCAUUAGACUUUUAUCAUAGCAAUUCUUUUAUUAUGCAUCUUUUUAUACACGAAACAACUUACGUUACUGAUCUAGUCGUGUAAUUCUUGUGCCAUGAAGUUUUUAUUCUACUUCCACUUCAUGGAUUUCCUUCAUACACAUUAUAAAUUAAACUUAUCGACACUAAUUAUCACCACGCACAUAAACACAUUUGCUAAUUACUAAUAUUUUCAUGUAGGGAGCUGCUCGUUCCUUUCAGUCCGCGAUCGGCUCAAGUUCCAGUUCGGCCGGCGGUUUGUUCCGGGCGUCAGGAUAAGUUACUAAAACUCGCUUGAAGCAAAUUAGACGAAUCUAGAAUUCUGUUUGGAAAAAGAUUACAAACACGUUGCUUUUUCUAGAUGAGAAUUUGCGGAGACUUUGAUUUGCUUCUUUCAAACUGAAAUUAUACAACUAUAUAAUUCUCAAAAUUUUAAUUAUUUAUUCCAAGUAAUCUAGAUACCUACUUUAUUCUUUUAGACAAUCUAUUUGGUAGAUUUAGAAAAUGAAAGCAGAGACGAAAUUGGAGCUAAUAGUUGGUGAUAUACUUUUGUAGAGUACGAUAGUGUAUGAUGUAGUCAGAUAAGUGCAGUCAAAUGGUGUAUAUUGUUACUUAAGUCAUAUGUUACUACUUUGGUGACAUCAGUUCCAUUAUUUCUUUUACUUUGGUUUCUGUAUUUGUGAAUUAUGUGUAAAUAUUUCUUUGUAUAUAAAUGUCAACCUUUAUAAACAUAA
Messenger RNA from Dalotia coriaria, 7469 nucleotides. RefSeq names its product mucin-2-like. The transcript is spliced from 16 exons. NCBI's taxonomy places the organism in Eukaryota, Metazoa, Arthropoda, Insecta, Coleoptera, Staphylinidae. The coding region runs from base 252 to 6584 and encodes 2110 amino acids. The record is from RefSeq and is a predicted model, not a curated record.